AUGACUGAUCUCGAACAGAAAAAACGGAACUUCUCGAUUGAGUCCAUAUUGCAAAGAGGCGCCAGCUGUAGCUCUCAAGGAAGCAGAUCGCCACCCGCUGGAGAGGCGUCCUAUUCUCGGUAUCUCCUGCCUGCGAUACCACUCUUGAGGGAAUCUGGUGACCAUUUUGAUUGGAUAAGCUGCACGCGAUAUAAUCCACCUCGACUGCAACGUAAGUUCGAAGGGCAGAAAAAAAGGAAAUAUUUAUCCAGAUCUCCAAGGAUCCCAUUCAACUCGGAGCAAUUGGCUGUGCUUGAAGGGAGAUUCAAAGAAUCGCCCUAUCUAAGCGGCUCGGAGGUUCAAAAACUCGCCCGUGACUUGCAUAUGAGCGAUGUUCGGGUCAAAAUAUGGUUUCAAAACCGGCGAGCUCGAGAAAAACGCGAGAAACAAGCGAAAAGUCAAACGGACAUUCAAGGAUGCUCUCAAACCCAAUCGGAAACUCAGAUUGCGACAUCGAAAGACCUCAUUUUCGUGGAUGGUAACUCCGAUGAUCCGCCGGCAUUGCGGAAAGGUGACGUAUGA
Molecule: messenger RNA, 561 nt
Organism: Galendromus occidentalis (western predatory mite)
Lineage: Eukaryota; Metazoa; Arthropoda; Arachnida; Mesostigmata; Phytoseiidae
Product: homeobox protein MSX-1-like
Exons: 3
Coding region: 1-561 (186 amino acids)
Biological process (GO): regulation of DNA-templated transcription
Molecular function (GO): DNA-binding transcription factor activity, RNA polymerase II-specific; DNA binding
Source: RefSeq, a predicted model, not a curated record